Neolamprologus brichardi is the source of this 1153-nucleotide messenger RNA. Lineage: Eukaryota; Metazoa; Chordata; Actinopteri; Cichliformes; Cichlidae. The record is from RefSeq and is a predicted model, not a curated record.
UUGGAUAGCUGCAGUCAGCUGUCCAGGAAAAAUAGUGUCUGCAAAUUCCCCCAAUUACUGUUUAAAACAGGGUCAAAAGACCAAACUCAGCAACCAAAGGGGAUCUCCAAGAAGAAAGCUAUAGAGAGUACUCAUGUGGGAAGGAAACCUGCCGAAAGGAGAAGGACAGUUUCAGCUGCACAGUGCUCUAACCUAUCAAAGGGACAGUUUGCCUCAGUAAGAAAAAAGAGUGCUGAAACAUUCUCAGACGACACUUCAUCCCACCAAAGAUGUUUGGUUGAACCUGACAGACCAUCUGUGCAAGUGUCAAAGAGAUGCAGAAUUCCAGCAGUCUGUGUUUCAACACUUCCCUGUGAAGAGUUUAGCACCACUGAAGUCAGCAGUGUCUGUCCACCUCCUGAUGUGGACACUCCGAAAGCAAUGGAGGAAAGGAACAUUUCUCCGUCUACCCCCUGUGGACAUCUGCUGCUGGCUCAGCCGUGUACGCCUCCAUGUAAUGGGUCACCUGACAUUUUGGUGGCUGACACACCAGAGAGGGACUAUGGAAUGAAGGUGACAUGGAGAAGAAGAAAGAACUUGAUGGUGUUGUUAAAACAGAGGGGCCAUCUCUCUGAGGCAGAUGCUUUAAUUCAAAGUUGAUGUAGAGAUUGUAAGAUUUGACUGUAUUCUCAUUUUAGCUGCAGAUUAAUUUCCUGUUUAUUGGUUAAUUGACUAAUUGUUGCAGUUCUAAACAUCAUAAUGCCAUGUCUGACAAAGUCUGUUAUGAACCCCCCUGAACAACAUUUUUAUGCAUGAGUUUAAAAUAUAACUUUAGUAAAUUAGUUUAAUGGGUGUAUCUUGUGACAGACAGAUUCUAAUGAUACUGUACUGUUUUAUAAAUUAUGUUAUAUACAGUAGAUUUAAUCCUCACUUGUGGCAAUAUAUCUGGAUUGUUAUUCAUAUGCUAAUGGAUUUUGAUAGCAGGCAUAUGGAAGAAUGUUUAAUCUAUAUUAACUUUAACUGAAAUAUCCAAAAAAUUAAGAGGCACAAAAUAAGUACUCAAGUUAACUGUGUGAUCUAACGACUGGUCUUCUGAAGGACCAUUUAAGAUUGUUUUUGAUGAUUCUGGUGUGCAAUUUAAAAACAGGCAUAAAAUAAAUGUUUAUUGAUUGUG